GGCACUAGGACCGCCCAGACACUGUCUGCAGGCGCGCUUCUCACCCUGUCAGAAGGACUGAGCCGGUUUCGGUGUUACACAAGAGAGCAGCGGGCACCCAGGCUCAGAUUGCCUCUCUUUUGCAGACGAGAAGUGGACGGAAGCAACAGUGCCGUCAAGAAAUGGGCUAGCUAGUCCCCGAGGCUGUGAUCUGGAAGCAUUUGGAGGUGUUGUGUACACGAUUCUAGGAGUGAGAGGUAGAUCCAAGGGACCUCUGGAGCUGCCAUGAGAUUCCUGUGUUCUGUGUAUAUCCUGCGUGUUAAAUAGUUGCUUGGGCAACAUUGUUUACUAAACAACUGUAACAGGAAGGCCACUUGUUUGUCCUGGAUGCCUAGAACCAAAAUAAUCACACAGAACAUCUCAAUGAGAAAGACCAGAGCAUGUUACUGUUAUUUUCCAGAAGGCCUGCCAAGACCAUCACUAUGACUGAUGGAGAUUAUGAUUAUCUGAUUAAACUCCUGGCCCUUGGAGACUCAGGAGUAGGGAAGACCACGUUUCUUUACAGAUACACAGACAAUAAAUUCAAUCCCAAAUUCAUCACUACGGUGGGAAUAGAUUUUCGGGAAAAACGUGUGGUUUACAACACACAGGGAGCAGAUGGAUCUUCAGGGAAAGCGUUUAAGGUGCACCUGCAGCUUUGGGACACUGCUGGACAAGAGCGGUUCCGGAGUCUCACCACUGCCUUUUUCAGAGAUGCCAUGGGCUUCCUGCUAAUGUUUGAUCUCACCAGUCAACAGAGCUUUCUGAAUGUCAGAAACUGGAUGAGCCAACUACAAGCAAAUGCUUACUGUGAAAACCCAGAUAUAGUAUUAAUUGGCAACAAGGCAGAUCUGCCAGACCAAAGGGAAGUCAACGAACGGCAAGCCCGGGAGCUGGCUGAAAAAUAUGGCAUACCAUACUUUGAAACAAGCGCAGCAACAGGACAAAAUGUAGAGAAGUCUGUGGAAACCCUUCUGGACUUAAUAAUGAAGAGAAUGGAACAAUGCGUAGAGAAGACACAGGUCCCGGACACUGUCAAUGGUGGAAGUUCUGGAACGCUGGAUGGGGAGAAGCCAUCAGAAAAGAAAUGUGCCUGCUAGAGACACUGCUAGGAACCUGUGUUGAAGAGUGUACCCAAAUAGUACAUCCUGAAAUAAGGCAAACCACAAGUUGUUGUUGAGUAGAUCACGAGCAAUGGCAUGUCUUUCUCUUCCUGCCCCAAUCUAUUUUAAUAACCCAGAAUAGUCACUAGUAUUAAAAAGAACUGUACUGUCCACCCGAGUCCCUUCCAGAAAAAGGUGAAACCUUUCCUAAAUCACCACCAUGGGUGAUUGGUUGUAUUUGUAUCAAUGAGUAUUAAAAUUAAGCACAUAUUAUUAUCAGCCUGGAGAAAGGAGUAGGCUAACUAAAAAAAAGGAUAUGAAAAGAUGAUUUCUGUUUGCUGCUACUUAUAUGGAGUCUGAUUCAUACUUCUAUAUUUGCACUGGGGAAGACACAUUCCUAAAAAUGGACACCUAACAAAGAAUUCCAUGUGGCUUAUUAAUAAGGCUACAUUUACCCAGUUAGCUGCACUGGUAAGGUUGUGAGUGGAUGAACAUUAGACUUACCAUAGGAAAUUGUGUAAUAAUGCCAUUUUUAUAUUUUUCACAAAUGACAGAAAGACAAGAAUAGGACCGUGGAGGAAAAAGUGUAAGAGACAUUCCCUGGAGAAAAAUUAAACAUGGAAAUAUGGCAGUGGGACAGGUAAAAUUAAAUGGAUCUUUGAGGAAAGUCUGAGAAAGUCACUUAGCCAAAUUUCACUGAGGCAGAUUAGAAGCUGGCAUUACCAGCUGAGACUGAAAAUGCCUCCGAGGAUCCAAUUCAAAUGAUUCAGACUUUUAGCACCGCUCCUCAUGGUGCCCAAGGUCACAUUUUAGUUCUAUUUUUCUAUCAAAUUCUUAUAAAGAGUCACAAGAAAAAAUAAAUCAUAUUUAUUGGAUAUACCUUAGAAAUGUAGUCAAGAAAACUUAAGAUUUAGUCUUAACGUUUCUAAAUAAAAAAAAAAAUGUUGGUGGUAGAAAAUAAAGAGUGAUUGUUAAUUGUGAGUUUUGCUUCAUUUCAAAGCAACUAGAAAUUCUAAGUUGUAUUUUCCCUCUUAACCACACUUACCCCUACGUCGAAGCAGUUACAGCAAUGAAUAUAUGUUCAUGGAUCAAUGACUCCAAAAUAAUUAUGGACCAGUAACUAUGGUCAUCCUGAAUUUUCAUGCCAUCAGUCACCAGAAAUUGGUGAUGCCUCAUUCUUUAUUAUAAUGUUUUUAUUUUGUCAAGAGGAAAAAUAACUAUAGUUGAGAUGUACUUUAGAAAAUAACAGGAAUGGAUCUGUGUUUCAUCUCACUAAAACUACAGUCAGUGGCUUUAUUUUUCCUUGAAGCUGUCUUUUCUUUCUGGAAUUAACCACAGAAUUAUUUACCUUUGACUUACUCUUAUCAUUGUGAAAACUCAUAUUGUAUUAGUUUUAAUUAAUGUUAAUUUGACGUAUAUAUAAGCCAACCCUAUCAAAGUGGUAUUAAAUUUUUUAAUCAAUUUUACCAAUAACAAAGACAAAUUGCUUCAAUGUUUCUUUUUUUUUCUUUUUUUUUUUUUUUGAGCUUGCAGUUGGUGACAGGAUAGUUUCUCGUCCUUUAAAAUGUGUUUCAGUCUUAAGAGUUUGCAUACCUUGCCUGCUUUAAAAGGUUACAAACAUUGCAAAGUAAAACCCGAGGGCCAUCUUAAAACUCUUCCUGCUUACUUCCCUCUGUUGUCCAGUCAGUUUCAGAAACACCAACAGAGCCAAGGACAUGGCGACAUAAAAUGUUUUUAAGAUAAGUUAGGUCCAGAACUGUGCCACUAACCAAAGCAACGUGCAAGCUUGUAAUGUGAUUCACCCUGAGUGAGUUCUCAGUCUAACAGCCCAACACCUCCAACCUCUGUGAUUGAUUCUAGGUUAGUACUCCCUUCCAUUCCCACUGUCUGGGAUUUUCUUCUCGAUCUCAACAUCUGUGUCACGAAGGGAGAGAGCUAACAGUUUGCAGCGUAAAGUGGAAAGAAACGCCCACAGCUGUGGUGAAAUCUGAUGAAUGUCUUGAUAUCAAUAUAUCGAUUUCUGAUUUUGAUUCAGAUUGUGCCAGUAUUUCCACACCAGGGAAUGGUUGAGUCAUAUAAUGGUGAAGGAAUUUCACCUUCCCAUUGGAUGGUUUCUGGCUGUGUUCUAGUUACAUGAUUGAUUUGCUAAUGCCAAGAUUAGCAAGAGUCCUUCAUUGUCAGGAUGAGUAGUUUUCAGGACUUGCUUUAAGAGCAUCAUGGAUUAAUGGAGCAUGAAGCAGAGGGCAAUGGUACCUAUAAAUAUGGAAAUGUGCCUGUAAGAGUGACAAGUAUUGGGUAAUAAACUCAAGAGGGCUGACAUUUCAAACUGCCAACAAUGAAAAUAGUCUACUUAUAAACACUCAGUCUAGAAAUACUUCUGUCUGUAAACUUUGAUGUCUGACUUUGAAAUCUGUUUGACUAUUGUUAGCAAUUCAUUCUCCUAUGAUUUCCAGUUGCUAAUUCAAUAAUUUCAUUAUAUAACUUCAAAUCGACCUGGUGCCGUGAAUAUUCUGAUUUAGAGAAGUUCUUUUUUUGUUUUUGUUUUUGUUUUUUUUUAAUCUCACUACAACAUGUCGGUUCAGCUGUUUCCUCCUCCUAAUUACCUCCCAAAUGCUUUCGGUGAACCAUAUUGUGUUUUGAGAGGUAUACAGUGCACAUGGUACUUCUUUCUGAUACAGAACCCAAGUCUAGACUGUUUACACUGGCUGAUGUUUACAUUGCCCAAACUCAGUGCCUCAAAAACCUCUGUGACCAGUUUCGUCUGCAACCACAUAACUCCGUUUCUUUAGUCUUAGGUCUCCGAAAGCCCUCACAGAGACAAUAAUAUAGUGGAAAGCAAGCUGAUACUGUCAGCAAAGAACGGAAGAACAUUAUUGGAAUCUGGAGAUUAUUACUCCCUUCUCCUAACCUGUCCCACAUUAGACAUUUUUGAGAGCAACCGUAGAUUUUUAUAAUGCUAUUUUUAAUCUAACACAAGAAUGGGCUUUUGAAAAAUAUGCAAAAUAGUGAAGAGAACAUACUAUCGGUCUGAUUAUCCUAACAAGUUGUUACUAGGUGGAGAAAAGUGCUGCGAGCUGGGAGAUGAACUUGGAUCUCUCUAUAAUACUUUCAAAAUUCAUAAUUUACCUCUAUCAAAAUUCAUAAUUUACUACUUUAGCCAAUUUGCUAUCAAUUCACUGCAAAAAAAAAAAAAAGCUCUAUAAAAGCCAGCAGUUUGUAAAGUAAUUAUAUGUCACUUUUUAACCAGAUGAGACAUUCUACGCAUCGGUAGGUGAUUUUGUUCUACUGUACAGCUAUUGCUUGCCAACCUGAACAGAUAAGGUGACUGGUUAAGAGCUUAAAUCAACAUGGUGUUGUCUUUUGUAUCAAGGAAAGAAAGAAAGAAAGAAAGAAAGAAAGAAAGAAAGAAAGAAAGAAAGAAAGAAAAGAGAGUUGCACAUAAAUAACAGCAUAACAACAUUAAAGAUCUGUAAUAACAGCCUCAUCCAAACAUUGAAAGCUCUGGAGUGAGUCUGCUGGGAUUCGAUGGAUUUUAUGGGACUGGCGCAUCUUCUCGUUAGCAUCUGAGGCAGCUCUGUGCAGUGAUGCUGUGUGUGCCUAGACAAAGUGAACAACCAGAGCACCUAUGAAGGAGAUAAUUUACUCUAUACUUCCUAUCUCUUUAGAAAGAAAAAGUAUGCCUUCCUUGCUGUGUAUCACACCCAAAAUGAGGACAAAUUGUCAUCCAUGGUGGAUUUCCAACACUCAAUCUAUAAAGAACUAACACUCUAAGUAUCUGGCUUACUAAGAUAUGUAGUAACUCCUUAAAGGUCUGGGAUAUGUAAGCGGAGAGGUAGGGCAUCUGAGUAGUAUGUCUAGGACUUCGGUUUGGUCUUCAGGCAACAGAGGCUCAGGGAGAAGAAGGGGGAGCUAAGUUUAGCCCAAGUGAUAGAAAACCUGGUUUUUAUUUUCUGCUACCAAGCUUUGCAGCACUGAAAGUGGCAUUUUAUGUUCAGAUAUUUUAUAGAAAGCUUUAUCAUUUUUAAAGAUGCCAAGAAACUCACUGUGGUUGCCUAAGAAUUCACUCUAUAAUAUUUUCUUCCUGAUAUUUGACCACAGUGAUGUCAGGUCAUUUCUCAGGUGACCAGAGAUCUGAGACCCGAUAAUGAGUAUUUGGUAGUAACUGAGAGUUAUCUCAAUACAUGGAGCUGCCUGUCUUAUAGUAUAGAAAUGACAAACACUGUCAGGUAUAGAGAAGAUUUUAUAAAAGAAAAAUAUUGACAUUGAAGUCUUGAGUGGGUCCAACCACAAUGACAUUAUUGAUGGAGAACUAUGAAAGAAAUUAAGAGGGGCUGGAGAGAUGGCUCAGGGGUUAAGAGCAUUGCCUGCUCUUCCAAAGGUCCUGAGUUCAAUUCCCAGCAACCACAUGGUGGCUCACAACCAUCUGUAAUGGAGUCUGGUGCCCUCUUCUGGCCUGCAGGCAUACACACAGACAGAAUAUUGUAUACAUAAUAAAUAAAUAAAUAUAAAAAAGAAAAUUAAGAGUGACAAGCUAGCUUGUUCAGGAAUUUCAAUAUAGGAAAUCAUGAAGACAGCCAUGGGUUCACUUAGGUAGAGAAAAAAAGUUUUAACAUUUUAAAACUAUAUCUGUGGAAAUGUUUUCUUUUUCUUUUUAUCCGCUUAGUGGAGUUUGUGCACUUAGACCUAAGCUAAGCAAAAUGAAAGACUAUCAAAUAUUUAGGAUACUUAGCAAUAUUUUAUUUACUACAUGUAAGUCUGAGAUUCUUAAUAAUUAAUGUUUUCAUUUUCAAGCAGUAAUAUUUAAAGAUACUUUAUUGCCAUGUUCUAUAAACCAAUAGUUUAUGACUGAGAUGUUUUGUAAUUUCAUAUAUGAAAAUAUCAUUAAGAAAAAAUAAUGAGAAAAAAAACUAAGGUAAAACAUUAGUACCAAAAUGGUAGAACUACUUAAAAGGAUGUCAAUUUUCAGGAAUGCUUUUGGCUUAAAUUUGCUUCUCUGCCUGUGUUCCUUUCUAAGAGGUCAUCUACACUGUGUCUAGUGCCUCUUGGCUAACUUAGUCGUUCAAGAUGCUUGGUAAAUCCUACAGGAGCCAGCACAUCUGGCCUUCACUGAAUGGCUUUCCAAUUAACCAGCAACUGUUGUCCACAUGUCAAACGCUAUAUAUAGGAAGGGACUUAUUCAUAUAUGCUUAUCAUUUUGUUCCAUAUGACUCUUGCCCAUAUGUUCUUUGAUGGAGAGUCUGUGGUAGUAAAUAAAAUGGCCAGAAAAGACAGCUUCAGGACCAUGUGGUUUCUCUCAUACAGAGCUUAACGAACAUUGAGUAACUCAUAGGGUUCAAGUUAGGUUCGAAAGAAAUGGUAUGAAACUGUUCCCUUUCAUAAACAGACACCAUUAUCAUAAACUAAGAAUAAUAAAUUUGUUUCUAACUUGGGCCACUUGUCAUUUUAAGAUGAACAGCAGAACCAUCACAAUAAUUGAAGUAGGCUGCUAAAUGGAUUGUCAGUCACCUUGAGGUCACUAUAUUUGAUUGAAAAUGUAGACUGUAUCUUACUGUAGAAAAAUGGGAGCUUUGUUUCGAUUAAUGUGUCAUCUUGUAUUUCUUUCAAGGAGACCAGUUAGAUUCAACGUAGGAUAUUACAAGUUGGUUAAAAACCCCAUGUACAAAUAAAAUUUUAUGUCUAAAGGAUUCUUGCAUUUGAACUUAAGAAAAAUAAAUUAUCCUGCUUUACUUUAUAGGCUAAAAGUAGGUUUUUCUGACAACACUGAUAUGAAGUGUUUCAUGGUAUCUCGGCAAUUUCCGUUCCAGUAAUAUUAUCCGUGUCUUUAACCUGAGCAUGUUUGUUUUGUCUGCUUUCUAUACAGAUCUCAGUUUUGUCUAAUGCUUUCAGUGUAACUGAAGACUUUGAGCGUGGAUUUUCCAAUCCAGGCAGUGGUUCCUGACAAACACUGUUAGGUCAUUAUUUGUCGUAUCAAAGUUCCAGUGGCUUCAGAAAUCAUAGCCGCCCAUAAGUUUGUGAUGUCUGGGUUUGAGUAGUAUUGUUGAGAACUGUACGUAGUGACUGUUCCUGCACACUUUUCAAAUAAAAACAUGUUUUUAUCAA
Messenger RNA from Arvicola amphibius (Eurasian water vole), 7220 nucleotides. It is a transcript of the gene Rab27b, whose product is annotated as RAB27B, member RAS oncogene family. The coding region runs from base 420 to 1118 and encodes 232 amino acids. Gene Ontology annotation, molecular function: GTP binding; GTPase activity. Gene Ontology annotation, cellular component: secretory granule; melanosome. The transcript has 9 exons. NCBI's taxonomy places the organism in Eukaryota, Metazoa, Chordata, Mammalia, Rodentia, Cricetidae. The record is from RefSeq and is a predicted model, not a curated record. Gene Ontology annotation, biological process: melanosome transport; positive regulation of exocytosis.